This is a messenger RNA of Styela clava, 1284 nucleotides long. RefSeq names its product RWD domain-containing protein 3-like. Lineage: Eukaryota; Metazoa; Chordata; Ascidiacea; Stolidobranchia; Styelidae. Gene Ontology annotation, biological process: positive regulation of protein sumoylation; positive regulation of hypoxia-inducible factor-1alpha signaling pathway. The record is from RefSeq and is a predicted model, not a curated record. Gene Ontology annotation, molecular function: protein binding.
UAGUCUAUCUUAAAUUUUUACGAUACCACUAUGUCCAUUCUGGAUGAAAUUGAAGUCGUGAAGUCUAUUUAUUGUCAGCAAGGAGAGUUUGAAGCUAUUGAUCUGGAAAGCUCUUUAUCUAAAUCGUUUAAACUCAAUUUGACACACGCGGAGGAGAAUUGUCAACAACUCAGAAUUACUUUUUAUAUAUCUCACAAAUAUCCAGAAGUUGUGCCACAUGUGACAAUUGAUUCACCAAUGCUGACAAGAGAAUCUUCCUCUGGACUGAACAGCGAGAUGUCCAAGUUUGCGACAGAGAAUAAUCUUUUGAACAGUCAAAUGUUAUUAGACCUUAUAUUGUGGAUUAAAGAUAACGUGGCAAAAUUUGCUUCUGGUGUAAAUUCGAAUAGACUUCAGGGUUGCGGAGAUGAAGGAAGUCUUACUAAGAAUAAAACGAAGGAAAUUUGUGUGAUACAGCUUGAUCAUAUGCGCUCAAAAAACAAUUAUCUAAAAACGUUACAAAAAUGGGCAACUCAAUUACAAGUCCAGGGUGUUGUUUUAUUUUACAAGCAUCUCAUUUUUAUAAUCUUGUACGGUAACAAGAAUGAUAUUAAAGAAUAUUUAAAAAAGAUGCGAACUCAAAAAGUUGAUAUUGAUUCAGCUGGUCAUGCUUGCUUUAUUAAGAGAUUCUUAUGAAGACGACCUUGUACCAUUUGAGGGCUUCCAUGUUCAUGAACUGUCCGAAAUAAACGAGGUGGAAAGCCUGUUUAGUGAAGGAUUCACGUCCAUGUUGUAUGACAUACUUAGACCAUUGCUUACUCGUGCAUAAGAGUUCAUUUAAAUUCAUUCAUGGCUGUGAACAAUAGAAUGUGCUAAUUGGUUGUAAAAAUAAGGCCAAACACAUGCUAUGUUCACAUUACACAUUAAAAUUUGUUGCUGUAUUCUAUUCUCGUCACAUACUAGAAAACCACAUUUUAUCUGUUUUGAAAAUCUUAUGGCUAUGGGUAUAAUAUCCAAUAUUAGUUUCACAAUGUUCAUACACUUGCUUUGGCUGUUUUUACCAUAUUUCUAAGGAACCCGUUUGGUAUUUAUUGUAAAUGGUGGCUCGUCAUUUUUUCAUCUAAGGGAUUGGCUUGUUUUAGCCUGCUACCGCAUAGCUCUCUUAUUAUCUCCACUGAAUUUGCCACUCACAGAAUGUGUAUUUUUACCACCACUGCACAUUUGUUUGAAAUUUUAUAUAUACAACAUGGUACAUUAUGGACACAAGAAUUGUUUCUAUCAUACGAAAUAAAGAGUAUAAUUAGA